CAUUGCCCGAGGGGGAGCGUUUUGAUAGAGGCUUACGAUUUUCAAGGCACGCUAUCUGGUUUACGUUUAUUUCCACGGUCUCUUUGUCAACGAGUGUAACGGAAAAUAACGUUCGUGUAAUCAAUGGCUGCUGUGAAAGACGAAGAAUAUGAUCUCGCCUUCUUGGAUGAAGAUAAUAUCGAUCAAGAUGAAACCGACGCUGCUACAACUCGACUUAUCCAACUUGAAAAAGAUUCGGAAAUCCCAACACGAUAUUUGGUUCGGAAGAUAUUUUCUCCGCAUUUGGAACCGCCAUAUCACUACCAUCCUGCCUCAGAAGUGUCCCAGAGACGGAAAAAGGUCCACAGUAAAUGGGGUUCUGAAGUGGGUAAAGCUUGGCACAGUUACUCUCGUCAAGAUGACCUUGUAGCUUUAUUAAGCUUUGAAAGCACUUCUAGUUCAAGUGUCUCCAGUCUUGAUGAAGCAGUCAUUAGGAGGGUAAUAGAAGCUCUAUCAAAGAAGAGUGGUGAUACCAAACUUGAACCUCUUCGCUUCAGUGGCCUUCAGCUUCUAAUGAAGUUUUCAAGCUCUGCUGGUUAUGAAGCUCUUGGUAAAUGCUUUCUGGAGGGCAAAAUAGAGGAAAUCUCCCAUCUUAAGCUCACUGAGAUUCAAGGUAUGCUUUUCAAGUAUUUUUCACAAAAUAACUGCAUAAAAUGCAGGCUUAGAGUAGAUGGUAAAGAACCAGAGCACAAAUUUACCAAUGGAGCAAGCCCAACAAAUUCUCCGGCUUCCAAGACCAGACGCAUGGAUAACGGAAGUCUUACAUCCCCAGCACUGGGUGUUAUGUUGAUGUUUACACAGCGAGCGCAGAAGAAUUCUGAAAGCUGUUUGAAUGUAGUCAAGGGAAACUCUAGAGAUUGGGAGAAGGUCAACAUGCCGCCAGCUAUCUCAGAUGGGGACGAGGUGUAUUUCAAAGCUGCAAAUAACGAUGGUCCUCUGUUUGCGGUCAAGAAAUUAUCACCUUGUCCUGGAGUUCGCAUUCUACUUUUUGUGAACAAAGACAUGGAUGAAGUAGAGAGAUUUUACUCCUUGAUCACUGGUAAAACACCACUGGCCUAUAACAAGAUAGAAGAAGGCCUUAGCUACCGCAAGUUUCCUCUCUCAGACAAACUGGAACUCCAACUAAUUUCAUACCCAUCUCUUAAAUCUCAGCCAGUGAAAAACGCUGCUCUUUGCUUUAUGAUGAAUGAUGUGAACAAAAUGUGUUCGGAAAUUCCAGGCGGAGUUCGAAACAUUGGUGAGGGACAUUGGCAAGUGAAAGAUCCAGAAGGGAAUGCAGUUAUUCUAUAUAGUUUGUUAAAAUAGACUUGACUUUUUAGCUGAAGUAGAUGUAUAGCUUUUUAUAUCUUUACCUUAAUAUUAUUGAGGUGUACAUGUAUUUAGGUGUUUUAAAUUGCCCUUCUCUCAAGUGCUUUUCCUUCGCUUAGUCAAAGUCUCAACUGUAAAGCUUUACUAGUAGUUUGAAACAACUGCAGGGAUAAGGAAAAUUUGUGAAGUCUCACAGAUUUAGUGUGUUAGUGAUCUUCCUUGGUUGUUUUUCAUUUUGUAAGCAUCAGAAAAACUCAUUAUUUUUAUUUUUAUCUCUUCUGACCAUCUUUGCAGUGAAACAGAUCUUAGUCACACCUUUUUUUCUGUUUUUUUUUUUUUGUUGGAUUUCAAGAAAAUUUCUACGUUAUCAAAACAACUUUUAAGUUAUGACAUUCACAAAAUACCGAAAUACAAACUACAUAAACUGUUCAAACAUUGAAAAAUCAACAAGACAACAUGAAAGCACUGCACAGUCAAUAGCUUUUCUUUGAAUGGUCACACAGGAGGGUUAGCCACCAUGUACAAUGCGUUUUACGCUCUAUAGAAUAGAAAAGCGAAUCUUAAAUUCCACUGUUCAAAAAUCUGUUUUAAAGUAUGACAUUUCAACGACAGUGUUCGUUAAGAACGUUUUGUAAAAAGUUGCUUUUGUUGGCGCCUCCAACUCUUUACAUGUCUGGUAAGACUGGGUGUACAAAAGUCUAUUUUUCAGUUUAUUUUGAUUUAGAUAAGUCUUGUAAGUAUGUAGGUACGGUCAUCCUUAGUUGUAAAUCAUCUUAGGUCACCUUAAAAUAUUGUCAACAGUUGAAGUUAUAUUGAUGUUAAAUAAUAUUAGAUCUUCUGUGUUAUUUGAUUGUUAUGAAAAGGACUUGAAGUCGUAAAACAACAAGACAGCAAAACCAA
Orbicella faveolata is the source of this 2247-nucleotide messenger RNA. RefSeq lists its product as uncharacterized. The record is from RefSeq and is a predicted model, not a curated record. Lineage: Eukaryota; Metazoa; Cnidaria; Anthozoa; Scleractinia; Merulinidae.